Messenger RNA from Xenopus laevis (African clawed frog), 1012 nucleotides. It is a transcript of the gene psme1.L, whose product is annotated as proteasome activator subunit 1 L homeolog. Gene Ontology annotation, cellular component: proteasome activator complex; cytoplasm; nucleoplasm. The record is from RefSeq and is a predicted model, not a curated record. Lineage: Eukaryota; Metazoa; Chordata; Amphibia; Anura; Pipidae. Gene Ontology annotation, biological process: regulation of proteasomal protein catabolic process; regulation of G1/S transition of mitotic cell cycle. The transcript is spliced from 12 exons. Bases 159 to 893 code for a protein of 244 amino acids. Gene Ontology annotation, molecular function: endopeptidase activator activity.
GUGGGCCAGACAGGAGCGCCCCUAUCUACAGCCAGUAGCACUAACAGAAAAGCCCCAUUCUUUUUACUUUCACUUUCAACUAAAGGCUCAGACGACAAAACCAGACGCUCACAGUGAGACAGAUAAACGACCUACAGGCUAUCUGAACAUUCUACAAGAUGACAACUGUACAUAUACCACCAUCUGCGCAGGAAAAAGUUGCUGCAUUUCAGAAGCAGUUUUCUAAAGAGGCAGAUAAUCUAAUUACAGUUGGAAUUCCACAAAAGAUAAAUGAGCUGGACCAGCUUCUGUCUUCUCCAGAGCUGAAUGUAUCAGAUCUGAGUACACUUCGAGCUGAACUGGACAUACCAAUUCCUGAUCCAGAGAAAGAAAAGGAGAAAGAAAAACUGAAGAAAGAAAAAGAUGAGAAAAAGAAAGAUGAUGAAGAAGAGAAAGGCCCUCCAUGUGGCCCUGUUCCCAGCAAUGAGAAAAUUGCCAGUCUUCAAAAAAGAAUUAGGAGUGAAAUCCAGGAAUCAAAAGAGAAACUGAACAUGGUCACUCUGUGGCUGCAGCUUCAGAUUCCCCUGAUUGAAGAUGGGAAUAACUUUGGAGUAGCUGUACAGGAAAAAGUGUUUGAACUGAUGACAAACGUGAGAACCAAGCUUGAUGCAUUUCAGACCCAGCUUUCAAAAUAUCUCUCUGAGCGAGGUGACGCAGUGGCUAAAGCAGCGAAAAGUCCUCAUGUGGGAGAUUAUCGAGCUUUAGUACAUCAACUGGAUGAAUCUCAGUAUUCAGAGCUCAGACUCACAGCCCUGGAGAUUAGGAAUACCUAUGCUAUUCUUUAUGAUAUUAUUAACAAGAAUUAUAACAAAAUCAGGAGACCACGUGGGGACGGCAAGAGACUUAUCUACUGAAUGUACCUGUGAUUCUUACUUGCCCGGUCAGCUAUGUGGCCUCACUAUAAAAAAAAAUGCAGUCCCUUGCAUGAUUAUGUAGAAUUUCUUUAACUAUAAUAAAGUCUGGAUCAAUGCUA